GCGCCGUUUUCCGUCUGACGUGAGACGUCUCACUUCUCAGAGUUCUCAGUCUGUGAUCGGCUGUCACUGCGGUGGCUCGCGUUUGCGUCUAUUUAUAGCAUCUUGUACAUAAGUUACGCCAUAUUUUGUAUAAUAACAAAAUGCCGAAAGUAGUUUUCUACUAUUUCAACGUGAAGUCUUUGGGCGAGGGUGCUCGUAUGAUGCUCACGUAUGGCGACCAGGAGUUCGAAGAUCGCCGCGUCUCCGAUGAAGAGUGGCCGGCUCUCAAGCCAUCGAUGCCAUUUGGCCAAAUGCCGGUAAUGGUGAUCGAUGGCAAGCAAUACGCGCAGAGUUUUGCCAUCUCUCGUUACCUCGGACGCAAGUAUGGACUUAGCGGCAAGGACAUCGAAGAGGACUUCGAGAUCGACCAGAACAUGGAGUACGUGAAAGACAUUUAUGCAACCGGGGCAAUAGUACAGUACGAGACUGACGAGGUUGUAAGGGAAAAAAAACACAAAGAUUUCACAAAGAACGUGUACCCAGCAAUGUUGGACAAACUCGAUGAGAUUAUCAAGAAGAACAAUGGACACAUCGCUGUAGGAAAGAUCACAUGGGCCGAUUUCAUGUUCACCGGUGUAUUAGAUUACAUAAAGACGAUGCUUCGUAUGCCCGAUCUGGAGAAGAAGUACCCGAGCUACCAGCAAGUCAUCGACAAUGUUUACGCCAUCCCUAAAAUAGCAGCCUAUAAGAAAAAUGCGCCGGAGACCGAAUUUUAAGCAUUUGAAACAUUCUCUGUCUGUAACGUUUAAUAUUUUGCCCUUUUAGUCAAUCAUUUUUGGAUCAUAGUGUGAAUUAUUGUGAUCCACGAGUGAUUUUGACAUUAUAAAAGGUAUGUUACCUUAUAAAACAAAACAACACAUGACAAGUAUAAAAGUAAAUGUGAGAAAUAUUGUUACUAAUUCUGCUUUACAGAGCU
Melitaea cinxia (Glanville fritillary) is the source of this 955-nucleotide messenger RNA. RefSeq names its product glutathione S-transferase 2-like. Bases 141 to 755 code for a protein of 204 amino acids. Gene Ontology annotation, molecular function: glutathione transferase activity. The transcript has 5 exons. NCBI's taxonomy places the organism in Eukaryota, Metazoa, Arthropoda, Insecta, Lepidoptera, Nymphalidae. The record is from RefSeq and is a predicted model, not a curated record. Gene Ontology annotation, biological process: glutathione metabolic process.